AUGGCGUCAAAACUCCCGUCCGUCCUCAGCGCGACUGAGGAGGACAUCACUAUGCUCCUGGCUGCCCAAUGCCACAUCGGGACCAAGAACUGCGAUAAGCAGAUGCUGCCCUACGUUUGGAAGCGGAGAGCCGACGGUAUCCACAUUCUCAACAUCGGCAAGACCUGGGAGAAGAUCGUUCUCGCUGCCCGUAUCAUCGCAACGAUUGACAACCCGAACGACGUUUGCGUUAUCUCCGCCCGCCCCUACGGCCACCGUGCCGUCCUCAAGUUCGCCGCCAACACCGGCGCGCAGGCGAUCGCCGGCCGCUUCACCCCCGGUUCUUUCACCAACUACAUCACCCGCUCCUUCAAGGAGCCGCGCCUGAUCAUCGUUACCGACCCGCGCGUUGACCACCAGGCCAUCCGUGAAGCGUCCUACGUCAACAUCCCCGUCAUCGCCUUCGCCGACACCGACGCGCCCCUCAAGUUCGUUGAUGUUGCGAUCCCGACUAACAACAAGGCCCGCCACUCGAUCGGUCUUGUCUGGUGGCUGCUUGCCCGUGAGGUGCUCCGUCUCCGCGGCACCAUUCCCCGCACUACCGAUGGCUGGAACGUCAUGGUCGACAUGUUCUUCUACCGCGACCCGGAGGAAAUCGAGAAGCAGCAGAACGAGGAGGCCGAAGCGAAGGCUCUCGCCGCCGCCGCUGAAGCGGAGCCCGCCGCUGCCGAGUGGGACGUUGCCACCGCUCCCCAAGCCGGUGUUGCUGGUCUCGCCCAGGAGGGUGCCCUCGACUGGGCGGCAGAGCCCACUGUACCGGGUGCGACCGACUGGGCUGCGGAACCCGCUGCCGGCUCUUGGGGCGAUGCUCCCGCUCCUCAAACAACUGGAUGGGAUUAA
Messenger RNA from Punctularia strigosozonata HHB-11173 SS5, 879 nucleotides. RefSeq names its product 40S ribosomal protein S2. The transcript is spliced from 3 exons. Gene Ontology annotation, cellular component: cytosolic small ribosomal subunit; 90S preribosome; ribosome. Gene Ontology annotation, biological process: cytoplasmic translation; ribosomal small subunit assembly. Gene Ontology annotation, molecular function: structural constituent of ribosome. The record is from RefSeq and is a predicted model, not a curated record. The coding region runs from base 1 to 879 and encodes 292 amino acids. NCBI's taxonomy places the organism in Eukaryota, Fungi, Basidiomycota, Agaricomycetes, Corticiales, Punctulariaceae.